This is a messenger RNA of Balearica regulorum gibbericeps (East African grey crowned-crane), 4761 nucleotides long. NCBI's taxonomy places the organism in Eukaryota, Metazoa, Chordata, Aves, Gruiformes, Gruidae. The record is from RefSeq and is a predicted model, not a curated record.
GAUUGGAAUCUGACAUGGCACACAGAAAAUCCAGACUUCACCCAGUGCUUUCAGAACACAGUCCUGGCCUGGAUUCCUUGCAUUUACCUAUGGCUCUGCUUCCCUGUGUACUUCCUAUACCUUCGUUAUCAUGACAGGGGAUACAUACAAAUGUCAAACCUCAACAAAGCCAAAACGGCUUUGGGCUUAAUACUGUGGAUAGUCUGCUGGGCAGACCUUUUCUACUCUUUCUGGGAAAGAAGUCAAAAUAUUUUUCGAGCUCCAUUUUUUCUUGUUAGCCCUACAGUAUUGGGUAUAACAAUGUUACUUGCCACAUUUUUAAUACAAUAUGAAAGAAUAAAAGGAGUCCAGUCUUCAGGCAUAAUGAUGAUUUUCUGGCUCGUCUCUCUGUCGUGUGCCAUAGUGGUUUUUAGAUCCAAAAUAAUACAUGCCUUAAAUACGGGUGCUGAAGUGGAUGCAUUUCGUUAUGUUACCUUCUGCUUCUACUUCCUCCUGUUAUUUGUACAGCUCAUCCUGUGUUGUUUUCCAGAACGACCACCUUUGUUUUCUGAAACCGUAAAUGAUCCUAAUCCAUGUCCAGAGUUCAGUGCUUCUUUUCUCUCCAGAAUCACGUUCUGGUGGAUCACUGGGUUGAUGGUUCAGGGUUAUCGGAGACCUUUGGAAGCCAAGGAUUUGUGGUCGUUAAAUAAAGAGGACAAAUCGGAGGAGAUAGUGCCAGGUUUGGCUAGAAACUGGGCAAAAGAGUGGGCAAAGACCAAGAGGCAAUCGCUAAACAUGUUAUACUUGCCCAAGAAGCAGCAAAAAUCAAGUGACUCAAAUGGUGAUGUGACAGAAGAGGCUGAAGCUUUGAUUAUAAAACCGACUCAGAAGAGCUCUGAAGCGUCUUUAUUCAAGGUGUUAUAUAAAACCUUUGGACCAUAUUUUUUCAUGAGCUUCCUGUUUAAAGCUGCGCAUGAUCUCUUGAUGUUCGCAGGCCCAGAAAUUCUGAAAUUGCUAAUCAACUUCGUAAAUAACAAAGCUGCCCCAAACUGGCAAGGCUACUUCUAUACAGGGCUGCUGUUUGUUUGUGCCUGUCUCCAGACACUGAUUCUUCACCAGUAUUUCCAUAUUUGCUUUGUAACUGGAAUGAGGCUCAAAACAGCUAUUGUUGGUGUAAUUUAUCGAAAGGCACUUGUUAUUACAAAUUCUGCUAGAAAGACUUCUACUGUGGGUGAGAUUGUGAAUCUCAUGUCUGUGGAUGCUCAGAGAUUCAUGGACUUGGCUACCUAUAUAAACAUGAUUUGGUCUGCACCUCUCCAGGUGAUAUUAGCACUGUACUUACUCUGGCAGAAUUUAGGUCCUUCGGUGCUGGCAGGCGUGGCUGUCAUGAUCCUUCUGGUUCCGGUAAAUGCUGUGAUGGCGAUGAAGACAAAAACCUAUCAGGUGGCUCAAAUGAAGAGCAAAGACAACAGAAUUAAGCUGAUGAAUGAAAUUCUCAAUGGGAUUAAAGUUCUGAAACUUUAUGCUUGGGAAUUAGCCUUCAGAGAGAAGGUAUUAGAGAUCAGACAGAAAGAACUCAAAGUCCUAAAAAAAUCUGCUUACCUUGCUGCAACGGCAACCUUCACUUGGGUUUGUGCUCCUUUUCUGGUUGCCUUGUCCACGUUUGCUGUGUAUGUGACAAUAGACAAGAACAACAUCUUGGAUGCUCAGAAGGCAUUCGUUUCCCUAGCGUUAUUCAACAUCCUCAGGUUUCCACUGAACAUGCUCCCUAUGGUUAUCAGCAGCAUAGUAGAAGCCAGUGUCUCCUUGAAGCGCCUGAGGGUGUUCCUGUCUCACGAAGAGUUAGAUCCAGACAGCAUAAUCAGGGGUCCCAUCGCAGAGGCUGAAGGAAGCAUUGUUGUAAAGAAUGCAACAUUUAGCUGGUCCAAAAAUGAUCCUCCUUUACUGAACAGCAUUAAUUUCACUGUUCCUGAAGGCUCCUUGGUAGCUGUUGUUGGUCAAGUUGGCUGCGGAAAGUCUUCAUUGCUGUCUGCAUUGCUGGGGGAGAUGGACAAAAAGGAUGGCUACGUGGUUGUCAAGGGCUCAGUAGCCUACGUUCCUCAGCAAGCCUGGGUCCAAAAUGCAACUCUGGAAGAUAACAUUAUCUUUGGAAAGGAGAUGAAUGAGAGCCGGUACAAGUGUGUGAUUGAGGCUUGUGCACUGCUGCCCGAUAUAGAGAUUCUUCCUACGGGAGACAAAACAGAAAUAGGAGAAAAGGGCGUGAAUUUGUCUGGAGGACAGAAACAGCGAGUCAGUCUUGCUCGGGCGGUUUAUUGUAAUGCAGACAUCUACUUAUUUGACGAUCCUUUAUCAGCUGUUGAUGCUCAUGUUGGGAAACAUAUUUUUGAAAAAGUUAUUGGACCGAAAGGAAACCUGAAAAAUAAAACACGGGUUUUGGUAACCCAUGCAAUCAACUAUCUGCCUCAAAUGGACACAAUUCUGGUAAUGUCUGAUGGAAAAAUCUCUGAGAUGGGCUCCUACCAGGAGCUGCUGCAGCAAGAUGGGGCUUUUGCUGAGUUUCUUCGUACAUAUGCUAAUACUGAACAAAGCGUGGAGAACAGCGAUCCUUCGUUAGAAGGAACGAUUCAACCUCUGGAAACAGAUACAAAUAGUCCAUCUGGAAAGGAAGGAAAGCCUGUAGAAAAUGGAGUCCUUGUGAAUGAAGCCCCUGGAAAGUUGAUGCAUAGGCAACUCAGUAACUCUUCAACAUACAGCAGAGACACGGGGAAGCCACCGCACCAGAGCAGCACAGCAGAGCUGCAGAAGCCACUUGCUGAAAAGAAUUCCUGGAAAUUGACGGAGGCUGACACAGCGAAGACCGGGAGGGUAAAGGCAACAGUGUACUGGGACUACAUGAAAGCAAUUGGACUCUUUAUCUCUUUCUUGAGCAUUUUCCUCUUUAUGUGUAAUCAUAUAGCCUCCCUGGCUUCCAACUACUGGCUGAGUUUAUGGACAGAUGAUCCUGUUAUCAAUGGGACACAGCAGUACACAAAUGUCAGACUGGGAGUGUAUGGAGCACUGGGAAUUUCUCAAGGUAUAGCUGUGUUUGGCUACUCAAUGGUUGUGUCAAUAGGGGGAAUAUUUGCUUCGCGACACCUGCACCUUAACCUGCUGCACAAUGUCCUCAGAUCUCCAAUGAGUUUCUUUGAACGUACGCCCAGUGGAAAUCUGGUGAACCGUUUCUCUAAGGAGAUCGAUACCAUUGACUCCACCAUUCCACCAAUCAUCAAGAUGUUCAUGGGCUCCACAUUUAAUGUGAUUGGGGCUUGUAUCAUCAUUCUGCUGGCCACACCUAUAGCUGCUGUCAUUAUUCCACCUCUGGGACUUGUCUACUUGUUUGUGCAGAGGUUUUAUGUGGCCACUUCUCGCCAGCUCAAACGUCUCGAGUCUGUCAGUCGUUCUCCUGUGUAUUCUCACUUCAACGAGACCCUCCUGGGAGUCAGUGUCAUUCGAGCCUUUGAGGAGCAGAAACGUUUCAUAAAGCAGAAUGACAUGAAAGUGGAUGAAAAUCAGAAAGCUUAUUAUCCAAGCAUUGUUGCAAACAGGUGGCUGGCUGUCCGUCUGGAGUAUGUGGGGAACUGUAUUGUGCUCUUUGCAGCAUUGUUUGCAGUGAUCGCACGCAACAAACUCAGCGCAGGACUGGUUGGCCUCUCAGUGUCCUACUCACUGCAGAUUACAGCAUACCUGAACUGGCUAGUUCGCAUGUCGUCUGAGCUGGAAACCAACAUUGUUGCUGUUGAAAGAGUCAAAGAAUACGCUGAAAUGGAGAAGGAGGCGGAAUGGAGCAUUGAACAAACUGCCCCAGCCAGUACCUGGCCUGAGGAAGGGAAGGUUGAGUUUCGAGGCUAUGGUUUACGUUACCGGGAAGACUUGGAUUUGGUUCUGAAAAAUAUAAAUGUUACCAUAAAUGGGGGUGAGAAGAUUGGAAUAGUUGGAAGAACGGGAGCUGGAAAAUCCUCACUUACUUUAGGUUUGUUUCGGAUUAAUGAAGCAGCUGAAGGAGAAAUUAUUAUUGAUGGAAUUAAUAUUGCAAAGAUAGGGCUCCAUGACUUGCGGUUCAAGAUCACCAUCAUCCCACAGGAUCCGAUACUGUUUUCUGGCUCUCUGCGUAUGAACCUUGACCCUUUUGACCAACACUCCGAUGAAGACAUUUGGAGGUCUUUGGAAUUGGCUCACCUGAAAAACUUUGUAUCGUCCCUUCCUGAUAAACUUAAUCAUGAAUGUGCUGAAGGUGGAGAGAACCUCAGUGUGGGACAGCGCCAGCUGGUGUGCCUGGCACGAGCUCUGCUCAGGAAGUCCAAAAUCCUGGUUCUGGAUGAAGCCACAGCUGCUGUUGAUCUUGAAACAGAUAAACUUAUACAGUCAACAAUAAAGUCUCAAUUUGAAGAGUGUACUGUAUUAACUAUAGCACAUCGUCUGAACACAAUCAUGGACUACACAAGAGUUUUAGUCCUGGACAGAGGAGAAGUGGUGGAGUGUGGUAGCCCAGACCACUUACUUCAGGAAAAAGGCAUUUUCUAUAGCAUGGCCAAAGAUUCAGGCUUGGUGUAGCACUUGAACUUGGUUAAUUUGUAUUGGGAAGAGGGAGGCGAUGCAUUCGGAGAACUGUGACCUCCCCUGAGCUGGUGUGAACCGUACAGCUCCGUUUCAGACCUAGAGAAGUCAGCCAGAGCAUGGCAAUGGAAGUAACAUUAAAAUGCAAUUUUUGUUCUUUUUUCAUUCUCCUUAGCGUUGAUUUUAGCC